Molecule: messenger RNA, 1296 nt
Organism: Eriocheir sinensis (Chinese mitten crab)
Lineage: Eukaryota; Metazoa; Arthropoda; Malacostraca; Decapoda; Varunidae
Exons: 2
Coding region: 1-1296 (431 amino acids)
Source: RefSeq, a predicted model, not a curated record
AUGGAGCCAUCGGGGCCCGUCUCCCUGGCGGAUCUUGAGGCUGACUUGGCGCUGAGCGACGAGGAUGCAAUGGAUCACGACGACUGGCCGCCACCGCGUCUUGCAAGCCAGGUUCCCCUCUCCGGCAAGCGCCCCAUAUCCCACGACACUGACAGUAACAGUGAGCCGUCUUCCCCUGCUGCUAAGGCCUCUAAGCAGAGGGGGUCGUCUGACUCUCGGGACACCAUAUCAGCCCAGAACAGCAGCCCUCCCCCGCCCCAACCUCUCAUGGACUCCUCGCGCGAUGCCCCGUUGCUGAGCGCCUCUCACCUACCAGCCUUCGCCCCCAGGGUUGACUACGUCAAGCUACUCUUCAAGGACAACCCGACAGUAGAUCUCAAGCUUCGUUGGUUGUCCGAAGUCACCCGAAAUUUUCAACUUGACCGCGACCAGGCUGAAGUCAAGAUGGCAGCCAUAACGUCUCGCUUCGUAUACGUCUCCCGCCGCCGCACGGAUGUCAUCGACAGCGUGACGAGUGGGGAGUUUCUGUCCCUCACCCUCGAGCUCCAAGACUCUCCAGAAAGGCCUCGCAAGUUUCCUACGUACCUCCUAGCUCGUUACCCUGUCUGUGCUGACCCUGCCUUGGCCAAGGAGUUGCCGGGCAUCUACUCUGCUCGCCGAUUUUACCAGAAUGGCUCUCCCCUUCCCCGCCUGGUCGUCACCUGGAGUCUUCCUGAACCACUGCCCCCGAGUGUCAGCUUCAGCUUCCUUCCGUGCCUGCCACCCUCCACAGCCCCGCCUCCGGACACGUCGCUCUGGAAAUGUCCCUGCUGUCAUCAAGCAGGAGUGAACGUCUGGCAGGGGUGCGCGAGGCACCAGCCCAAAGUGGCCCCUGCAGCCUCGCGCCCCCCGCACCCCGCGCCGCCGCCCCCACCAAGCCUCCCUGCCGCUCCUCGUGUUUCAUCCGCCACCUCUGACUCCCCGCAAGUGACUGCACUUCGGGACGCUGUUGCCUCUCUCAAAACUCAGGUUUCUGCUUUCAAUGAACGUUUUGAGGCACUUACAACUUGCCUAAAUACCUUAGUUGCCAAGCAGGCCACGCUCGAGACGACCUUGAAUUCAUUGGUUGAGUCUCAACAAGUCGUCAUUGCUUCCAUCGCUACAAUUACGGAGAAGCUGAGCUCCGUGACCCCACUCCUCACCAGCCUGCCUGCUCUCGCCAGGGACCCUCCCUCACCUAGCGCGGCACCCGGCCGUGCCCGCGCCACUGCCACUUCAUCAUCUGCCCGCCGUCCUCCUAAAGGCCAUGCUCGAUAA